Hippopotamus amphibius kiboko is the source of this 1556-nucleotide messenger RNA. It is a transcript of the gene SLC2A6, whose product is annotated as solute carrier family 2 member 6. Gene Ontology annotation, cellular component: membrane. The coding region runs from base 33 to 1556 and encodes 507 amino acids. Gene Ontology annotation, biological process: transmembrane transport. Lineage: Eukaryota; Metazoa; Chordata; Mammalia; Artiodactyla; Hippopotamidae. The record is from RefSeq and is a predicted model, not a curated record. The transcript is spliced from 10 exons. Gene Ontology annotation, molecular function: transmembrane transporter activity.
CCCUCGGCGGCGCACCGUGACAGAAGCCGGCCAUGCAGGAGCCGCUGCUGGGAGCCGAGGGCCCGGACUAUGACACCUUCCCCGAGAAGCCGCCCCCGUCGCCAGGGGAGAGGACGCGGGUCGGGGCCCUGAGGAACAGGAGGGUGUUCCUGGCUACCUUCGCGGCUGUACUGGGCAACUUCAGCUUCGGGUAUGCCCUGGUCUACACCUCCCCCGUCAUCCCAGCCCUGGAGCGCUCCUCGGAUCCAAACCUGAGUCUGACCAAAUCCCAGGCGUCCUGGUUCGGGUCCGUGUUCACCCUGGGUGCGGCGGCCGGGGGCCUCAGCGCCAUGGUCCUCAACGACCUCCUGGGCCGGAAGCUCAGCAUCAUGUUCUCAGCGGUGCCCUCGGCGGCUGGCUACGCACUCAUGGCGGGCGCCCACGGCCUCUGGAUGCUGCUCCUGGGGAGGAUGCUGACGGGCUUCGCUGGGGGGCUUACAGCUGCCUGCAUCCCGGUGUACGUGUCUGAGAUUGCUCCCCCUGGCGUCCGAGGGGCCCUGGGCGCCACACCCCAGCUCAUGGCGGUGUUCGGGUCACUGUCCCUCUACGCCCUUGGCCUGCUGCUGCCGUGGCGCUGGCUGGCCGUGGCCGGGGAGGCGCCUGUGCUCGUCAUGGUCCUGCUGCUCAGCUUCAUGCCCAACUCGCCCCGCUUCCUGCUCUCGAAGGGCAGGGACGCGGAGGCCCUGCAGGCGCUGGCCUGGCUGCGAGGGGCUGGCACGGACAUCCGCUGGGAGUUCGCGCAGAUCCAGGACAACGUCCGGAGACAGAGCAGCCACCUGUCGUGGGCCGAGGCCCGGGACCCCCACGUGUACCGGCCCACCGCCAUCGCCCUGCUGAUGCGCUUCCUGCAGCAGCUGACGGGCAUCACGCCCAUCCUCGUCUACCUGCAGUCCAUCUUCGACAGCACGGCCGUCCUGCUGCCCCCCGAGGACGACGCGGCCGUCGUGGGGGCCGUGCGGCUGCUGUCUGUGCUCAUCGCCGCCUUUACCAUGGACUUGGCCGGCCGCAAGGCUCUGCUCUUCGUCUCUGCGGCCAGCAUGUUUGCCGCCAACCUGACCCUGGGGCUGUACGUCCACUUCAGUCCGAAGCCUCUGACUCCCAACAGCACCACGGGCCUGGACGGCGUGUCCCUGGGGGGCACAGAGCAGCCCCCGGCCACGCCCGCCAGCUACCUCACCCUGGUGCCUCUGUUGGCCACCAUGCUCUUCAUCAUGGGCUACGCCAUGGGCUGGGGGCCCAUCACCUGGCUCCUCAUGUCCGAGAUCCUGCCCCUGCGGGCCCGCGGCGUGGCCUCGGGGCUCUGCGUGCUGGUCAGCUGGCUCACCGCCUUUGCCCUCACCAAGUCCUUCCUGCUGGUGGUGAACGCCUUCGGCCUGCAGACACCUUUCUUCUUCUUCGCUGCGGUAUGCUUGGUGAACCUGGCUUUCACUGGCUGCUGCGUGCCUGAGACCAAGGGCCGGUCACUGGAGCAGAUCGAGUCCUUCUUCCGUACGGGGAGGAGGUCCUUCCUGCACUAG